Molecule: messenger RNA, 4136 nt
Organism: Electrophorus electricus (electric eel)
Lineage: Eukaryota; Metazoa; Chordata; Actinopteri; Gymnotiformes; Gymnotidae
Gene: pip5k1ca
Product: phosphatidylinositol-4-phosphate 5-kinase, type I, gamma a
Biological process (GO): phosphatidylinositol phosphate biosynthetic process
Cellular component (GO): plasma membrane
Molecular function (GO): 1-phosphatidylinositol-4-phosphate 5-kinase activity
Source: RefSeq, a predicted model, not a curated record
CGCUCUGCACAUGACAGCUCAGAUGAGAGGAGCACGACGCACUCGCAGCACUGUAUCUCCCUCACUUUACCAUAUGCUUCGACGGUUGAAAAUUAAAGCUAGGUCGAUUAGGGGAGAACACUUCUGAACAGGAUUAGCUGCUGUUGGGCUUUCACUCCGAGGGAUUCUGGAUGGAAGAGGCAGCUGAAGGAGCGGCGAGCCUGUCUGAGGCCGGGGAUGGAAGUCCGUUAUCAGCCGCAGCUUCCGACGAGGCGGAGCCUGUUAUCGAUGUCAGCUACGGGAUGGAUGCAGGUGACAUAGAUGCUGCCAAGAAGGCGUUUGCUACAGAGAUGCCAUCAUCUUCGGGACAGCCAGGCCUCAGCAAGAAGAUUGGACACAGGGGAGUUGAUGCAUCUGGAGAGACCACAUAUAAGAAGACCACUUCUUCAGCGCUGAAGGGCGCCAUCCAGCUGGGCAUCGGCUACACAGUGGGCAACUUGAGCUCCAAGCCCGAGAGGGAUGUACUCAUGCAGGACUUCUAUGUGGUGGAGAGCAUCUUCUUCCCCAGCGAGGGGAGCAACUUGACUCCAGCCCACCACUUUCCCGACUUCCGUUUCAAGACAUACGCUCCGGUUGCCUUCCGUUACUUCAGGGAGCUUUUCGGGAUCCGGCCCGAUGACUAUUUGUACUCGCUGUGUAAUGAGCCCCUGAUUGAGCUGUCCAACCCAGGAGCCAGUGGCUCUGUGUUCUAUGUCACAAAGGACGACGAGUUCAUCAUCAAAACUGUCAUGCACAAAGAAGCGGAGUUCUUGCAGAAGCUUCUGCCUGGUUAUUACAUGAACCUGAACCAGAACCCUCGCACCCUUCUGCCCAAAUUCUUCGGCCUGUACUGUGUACAGUCUGGAGGGAAGAACAUCCGGAUGGUGGUGAUGAACAACAUCCUGCCGCGCGUGGUCCGGAUGCACCUCAAGUACGAUCUGAAGGGCUCCACAUACAAGCGUCGCGCCUCCAAGAAGGAGCGGGAGAAGGCCAAGCCCACGUUCAAGGACCUGGACUUCAUGCAGGACAUCCCAGAGGGCCUGAUGUUGGAUGCCGACACAUAUAACGCCCUGGUGAAGACCCUCCAGAGAGACUGUUUGGUGCUGGAGAGCUUCAAGAUAAUGGACUACAGCCUGCUGCUGGGGGUGCACAACCUGGACCAGGCGGGGCGUGAGCAGCAGGCCGAGGGCCUUCCGGGCACCAGCGAUGGGAAGAGGCCGCCGGCACAGAAGGCACUCUACUCCACUGCCAUGGAGUCCAUCCAGGGGGCGUCAGCCUGUGGAGAGGACCUUGAAACAGAUGACACGAUGGGAGGAAUUCCUGCAGUGAACAGUAAAGGAGAGCACCUGUUACUCUACAUUGGAAUCAUCGACAUCCUGCAGUCUUACAGGUUAAUAAAGAAAUUAGAACACACGUGGAAAGCUCUUGUCCAUGAUGGGGACACUGUGUCUGUUCACCGGCCCUCUUUCUAUGCAGAUAGGUUCUUCAGAUUCAUGAGCAGUAUGGUGUUCAGGAAGAGCACGUCCUUAAGGUCUUCCCCCUCCAGGAGGGGCCGUGGCAGUUUGGCUGUGCCCAGGCCUGUGGGCCCUGGAGCGGCAUGGUCCGCCAGCCAGCUCCCCUUCGAGAGAGACGACAACAUCUAUGAUUUGCGGGGAGCGCGUAGUUUCCCCACACUGGAGGAUGAAGUCCGAUCAGACGUGCUCCCGUGCACGCCUCCGUCCUUUGAGGAGGCUACCACAGCCUCCAUCGCCACCACGCUCUCCUCCAGCACCUCCCUCUCUAUCCCCGAGCACUCACCCUCCGACACCUCCGAGCACCCCCGCUACAGGAGGCACACCCAGUCUAGCCAGGAUGGAACUAAUCAGGAGGACGAUCAGCAGACCAUCACAGUGGAGGUGGUGAGGAGACGCGAUAGUGAGCCUGCGCUCUUAGCCCCACAGCCUUCUCCAGAGACCAGUGAAGCCCCAGAGGUCACUGCGGAAGCUUCUGGCUCCUCAGUCCCUGCCAGCCCCAGAAUCCUGCUGGACUCUGACUGCACCAGUCAGGCAUCCGGCUGUGCCAGCCGCUCCUCUGUCGAUGAGGACGAAGAGGUGCCAAUUACCGAGAUUUACUUUCAGCCUUCCGAGGAGAGGAUCUGGGUGUACUCUCCUCUGCACUAUGGCACAGAGUCGAAGACUCUGACAGAAGAGGAUGGGGAAAGCAAAACAUAAUCAGCCUGCUGGAGUUACUUGAGGACCACAGCUCUGAGGAUCGCUCUGGUUUGUCGUGGAUGCCGCCUCCAUUCCAGUGGCCACAACCCCUACACAUUUUACGCGACCAGUGCAACCAGCCCUUACUGUAGUUGGCUCCAGCGGCGGCGGGCGUGCUGUAACGUGCGGUUUAGUGCUGCACGUUACAUGCCGUUCGUUCAUCAUUUCAUCUAUUGACAUCACCAUGCCAUCAAGAAAUAACAGUGACCGUCAAAAAUAUUUGUCUGGAAAUCACGACAGCAGUUUUGUUACAUUGCAUUUUUUCACUAAAUCAGUACUGUGAACAUGUUUUCAUAGGUAGAGCACUUCAGCUAGUAGUUAUGUGUGUUAUGUUAGUUUUGAUGAAGACCCUCUACAGAAAACACCCUGCAUGUAUUUAAAAAAGAGACAAUGGUGAGAAGAGGUUCAGAAGAUUAUAAGUAGCAGCAACAAUGAACUCAACCAUAAAAUUGACUCAAAAAUGUGUCAUGAAUUCAUGUAUUUCAAAAUUCAAGAAUAAUAAUGGUCAAACUUCUCUUUAAGUGCAACAGUGUCAUGUGAAAUUUGUCAGAUGGUACUCUAAACAUUUUGUCUACAGAUAAUGUGUUGCUGCUAAAUUACUUUAGACUAUUUGAAGUUUAAAACACUACACUAAGAUCUCAGGAUUAAUAGAUAUAUUCAUAGUAGGUUUAUAUGCACGUGGCAUAUAAAUAUCAUCGUGCCCAGUCAGAGUUUUUUUUAGUUUUGUUCCAUUAGAAGGGACCAAGUCUGCUGGGUGUUAAAGGCCAAAUGUUUCAAGCGGAUACCAUGCUUUUCACUUACAACUUUUUGACUCUGUCUGUGUGCGUGCGUGUGUGUGUGUGUGUGUGUGUGUGUGUGUGUGUGUGUGUGUGUGUGUGUGUGUGUGUGUGUGUGUGCGCGCGCGCGCUCGCUCACUCUGUGCAUGAUCACCUUAUAAUCAUUUGACCAUCAGACAUGUUUUCCACAGGUUACAGAUCUAGUGUGCAGGAAGGCUUAGAGCAACAGUUAAACUUGUUCAAAAUGUAUAUUUAUUCCUCUGUAUAGAAUAAUUGAUUUGUAUGUUUGCAUAUCUGAAAGUGUGAGCAUGGGGAUAUAUGAUUUAAUGUGAUAUUUGAUCAGUGUUAAAGUGCUGGUCAUUGUCCUAAUGUGAAUUAGCCAUUUGCUAUCAGUUGCUGUUGUUGUAUGGCAUCAACUGCAGCAGCAAUAUACAGUAUUUGUAAAGGGUUGUACUGAUAUUGCUUUUUGGUUGCCUUAUUUAUUGUUUUUCACUUUAACCCUCCCAUUAUUCUUACAAUAUAGUUAGCAGGUGAUUAAUGGUAUCCCAGAAAAUGUGUACAUAGAAAUAUAAAUACAUAUAUUAAGAAAUAUUGACUAUAUUUUCCAUGUGAAUUUACAGUAUGUGGUUUUUAUUUGCUUUUUCCCCUCAAGCUGCUUGCUAGAAGUAAAUCUAAAUGAACUGAACCAGAUUCUUCCAGAGAUCAAGGGCAUUCAGCUACACUUCUGUUUCAAACAUUUCUUUGUACUGUAUGUUUGAGCUCUGUCAGCGCUAUGUACCGAACAUGCACAUGUAUCAGUAGUGUCAUGUUAUGGAAGUUAAGCUGUGUUUGUGUAUGUGGUCAAAAGGUGUGUUCCCUUUUCUCAGUUACAGACACUUCCCUCUCUCCACCCCUGUAGAGAUGAAGCAUGUUAUUAUUCAAAAUAAUGUAUCUAUAUACAUUCAUAGACAGCAUAUCCAUUUGUUUGCAUUGGGAGAUUUAACAGGGGUAAACUGUAUGUAAGGGGGUAUGUGUGCGUACGUGUGUAUGCCUGUGUAUACAUGUGUGCGCAUUUAUUUUGAUCCCUACGAUAAUAAAUCUAAAACCGCAUCUA